GGUCCCGUUUUUCCGAGUGCUGCGGUCACAUUGAACCCCGGCGUGUGGAUUGCGCCAAUACACAAACCCACGACUCAGACUUGACGAUAAACACCGUCGUGUUCGAGUGAGGGGGCAGACCGGCCACUUCAAAGCGCCUGUCACAACCCCCCCACCGGGCUCAGCUCAGCUGCCCCGUCCUUUAUCAUAAUUAAACUCUGCCGCGCGUUUGUUUGUGUAACGAAAGGCCAGUCUGACAAGCGCGGCGAUAAGAGGCUUGCCGACGGCUUUAAAGGAUGGACCCCCAGACCCCACCAGCCCCAGAAAAGUGGGCAGCGUUCUAGCGACCUCGACUCGUUCGGCUCUGAUGAUAAUGAUGAAGGUGUCCUGGACGCUCCGGGUGUUGGUCGCCUGCGCAGUGGCGAACCUCGUGGCCCCCGAUGGCUGGUCCAUCUACAACUUACACAGAAGGAGAGCGCCGGGCCGGGAGGAAGAACGAAGAUCCUCAAAUGAAGCCGCGGACUUCGUGUCUACGAGCAGUGGCCGCUACGCCACCGAGCCGCCCGCCUACUUCCCCGAAGACGCGUGGGUGAACGAGACGGAAAACGCGGACGGGAGGGCACCUUACCGGCGAAUCCAGGUGUCUGCGGCACAGCCGGGGGCUCCCGCGGGCGGCGGCGCGGACUCCAUGAACGCGGCUGUCAUCGCCAGUCUCUUUGGGGGGCAGAGCCCCACACCCGCGGCGCAGGCCAGGAGACCACACGGCCAGGCGCCGCAUUUGAAAAACGCCAAAAAGUUCUGGAACCACUUCAUGUUCAGGAGAAGAUCCGACUCGCAGGAGACCGUCCUGCCCAUCAAAACCAACGAGCUGCAGCAGGAGACGUGCAGGGCGCUGCCCUUCGCGCAGAGUAUCGUACAUGAGAACUGUGAGAAGGUGGUGCUGAAGAACAAGCUUUGUUUUGGAAGGUGCAGCUCAUUCCACGUCCCCAGUAAUGAAGAUCGCCUGUACACCUUCUGUUCAUACUGCUUCCCAACCAAAUACACGAUGAAGAAUGUGGAGUUGAACUGCACGGGAUCGGAGAGCAUCUCCAAGCUUGUCAUGAUGGUCGAGGAGUGCCAGUGUGAAGCGCAGAAGGGCAGGCAGCCUCAGUCUGGACCCUUCAUCCUGGACCCGAGCUCAGGGGUAUUCGGUGGCCGCACUUGAGUGGCGCCAUUCUAGAGGUUGACAGCAAGCCCAGAUUUGAGCUCAUGACUGGAUUAAAUAAAAGUGGCACAGGGUGUCACACGUGUUUACAUUUUUGUCCAGACAUGCAUGUGAGAAGUGGAACUUUUAAAGUUACGGCUGUUCAAAUGAGCCCAGCUCAAAAAUGGAAUGAGACUUGGCCGUCUCCGCUAACGGACUAAAGUACAGGGUGUAUGAUGGGUCCAUUUUGGUGUACAUAUGAACCUGAAAUAAAAUGUUCAUUAUGAAA
Molecule: messenger RNA, 1451 nt
Organism: Erpetoichthys calabaricus (reedfish)
Lineage: Eukaryota; Metazoa; Chordata; Cladistia; Polypteriformes; Polypteridae
Product: cerberus-like
Exons: 2
Coding region: 347-1183 (278 amino acids)
Biological process (GO): determination of heart left/right asymmetry; signal transduction involved in regulation of gene expression
Molecular function (GO): morphogen activity
Source: RefSeq, a predicted model, not a curated record